Caenorhabditis angaria is the source of this 3178-nucleotide messenger RNA. Lineage: Eukaryota; Metazoa; Nematoda; Chromadorea; Rhabditida; Rhabditidae. The record is from the annotation of a GenBank genome assembly.
AUGUGGUAUAGUACUACUUUGCCACGUCAACGGCCAAAUGAUCCUCCACCUCCACCUCCCCCGCAUAUGAUGAAAUCGGCAACUCUGAUGAGGAAUCGAAAUAAUGGAAUGAAUAAUAAUAAUAAUAGUGAACGGGGAGCUGUAGAUGUUAAUCGACUGAAAUCUGAUAUUGAAAUUGUAAGUUUGAAGUUGAAUUUUGUUACUUGAAGUAGCUUCAGUACGUCAUAUGUUGCUUGUAAACAACUUCAAAUUUAGGCUAAUUUGAGUGAUUUUUAAAAGAAAGAAACAACUUGUUUUCAGCUAUCCCAGCAAUUAGAAAUGGUCAAAGCUCGUCUAGAAUCAGCUCUUGCAGACAGAGAAGAAUCAGACAUUGAAGCGGCUGUGGAACAAAAUCCCUUACUUUCUCCAAUCAUCAAAAAACUUGUAAGAGAUGAUUCGGUUGAUUCAAGAACUUCCACGGCGUUAUUAUCAACACAUUCCGAUUCAAAUAAUUCAUAUACAUCAACUCCUCAUCCAACUGAAAAUGUGAUAGGAUUACAGUCGAGGAUAAAAUCAAUGUCGACAACUCAUUUAGCUCAAAAUCAUACAGAUCUUCCGAAUUUCACUGAAGUUCAGAACAAGAGAUUUUCAAUGUGUUUUCCAUCAUCUUCUUCAAAUUUUGUACCAGUUUUAAAAAGAAGAGAGACAUUCAGUAAAGUUGAUGAAAUCACAAAAGAGCUUCAAGCAAAACUUGGAAAAGUUAAAAGAACUGAAUCUUUAUCGGUUGGAAGAUUACAUGAUGCAGCACCGCCAAAACCAAUCCGAACUUUUAUUCAAGAUACUCAUCCUAAUUAUAAAUUUAAAUCAUCUACCUCAUCAUUUAUGUCAUCUUCUGUUGCAUUUUUAUCAAUGUGUAAUCAUAAAGAAUUUGUGGAAGCAAUCAAUAAACGCUUCACACAAGGACAAUGUUGGGUCAGUUUUUCAUUUCAAAAAAAAAUUCAAAAUUUUUAUAUCAUAGUUUUCAGUUUUCUCGUGGUGGUCAAUUAUAUUUUGUUAAUCCAUUUAACAAUGUCACAAGUUCCCGAUGCUCAUUUUAUUCAGUCAUUCCAAGUAUUACAUCAUCAUUAUUUGAAUCCAAGUCUUCUACAUUAUUCUUAAGAGGUGUUUCUGGUUCUGGAAAAUCGCAUAUUGCUGAAUUAGUUUGUCUUGAUAUUGUAAAUCGGCUUGAUAAUCAAGGCCAACUCAGCUCACUGUUUAAAACUGCAUUAACCGUACUCCGUCCAUUUUUGUCGGCUAACAACACUAACAAUAAUCAGUGCUCUAAAGCGGUUGGUUGAUCUGAUUUACUUUUUUCUCAACUAUUAAUUAAUUUUUCUAGGUAUUGCAUUAUGUGUUUCAAACAAGAGAUAAUCGUCUACACCGAAUUGUUUUACGACAUUUUCCAAUUGAAUCAAUGAGUCGUGGUUGUCGAGCAAAUAUUUUUGCCAUGGUUGCAAAUGAUUUGAGCGAACAAGAAAAAGGUUAGCAAUUCUAAAAAAAACACCUUAUGAAAACAUUGAAUUUUAGAAAAGUAUCGUAUUUCUGGUUUUCGUCUUCGUGAAAAUUGCAACAGUUAUGGUAAUUUUGAAGAUGUGCGACAGGCUCUGAAUAAUCUUGGAAUUGAUGUUCCCGAUAUGCUCAAGGUUAAACCCUCUUUUUAUAAAAUAAUUAGACGAUUUUUUUUCCAGAUUGUGUCCGCCUGUAUACUUUUGAAUAAUCUUAGCUUCAACAAAACGUCAACAGGCACAGAUGUUGAAAACAUUGCAGGUAUAUUGAUUUUUUAUUUCAAAAUUCUCCAUUCUAUUUUUGUAGAUCUUGAGGAUGCUUGUUCUUUAUUGGAAGUUUCUGCUCUGGCAAUGUAUCGCUAUAUGGUUUCAGAUGCUCUGAUGGAUGUGAGUUUCAAAAAAAAAAAGAAAUUCCUUUUUUAAUUGAUUUUAGAGCCGAAUGAUUAGAGAUAAUUUUGUAACCGCUCUAUAUUCAAGAACUGUCAAAUAUAUGAUGGACAAAAUCAAUGCAUUAUUAGAUAUUUUUCCUGAUUCAUAUGACCGAACAAGUGUUAUCACUGAUUCUGGAGUUAGUGUUGGAACAUUCAAUGAAAACAGUCAUAUAAUUCACAUUGUUGACAUACCAGGAUAUGUUAGAAAUACACAAAAUUCAUUGAAUGAAUUUAUUGUGAAUUCUACAAAUGAUAUUGUGCAAGGAACAGAUUCUGAAAUGAUUCAUAAAAUGUUGCAAAGUAUUGGAGUUGGAACAAAUAAUCAAGAAGAUUGGAAAGAGCGCUCUCCAAUGACCUUGAAACAUUGCUCAGAUUAUUUUGAAAUUAAUUAUGAUCCAAGAUUGAUGAUUGAGAGGAAUACAAAUGCACUGCCAAGAGAUCUAGUGAGUUUCAAAAAAUAUUCGGGUGUGAAAAAUAAUGUUCUUCAGAUUUCCAUUUUUGAUUAUCGAUCGUGCUCUUUUCAAUUCGGAGUUAAUUUAUUUUCAUCUGAUGUUGAGUGUAUCAUAAUAGAUGACAAUUUUGUGCCAUCAGCUGUUAGUUGGCCGUAUGAUGGAAAAUCUAUUGUAGAGAAUGUUUUGGAAUGUAUCAAAAAGUUGAAAAAAGAAAUAGGUGAAACAAGCUGUCAGCAAAUUAUUUGUUUGAAGGUAAAUUUUUAAUGAGAGGUUCAAUGAAAAUAAUCUUUACCUUCCAGAGUAAUGAAUCUUUGGAAUAUGCUAGAGUUCAUGAAAAUGGUCUUGGCUAUCAAUUGGAUCUUUAUCGAUCUGUUUUUGCAAAUGUCACUAGUUUGACUGAAAGGUAAGUGUUUUUUUAUUAAUGAUAUCAUUUUCUAACUAGAUCUUAUUACAGUACACUUUCCCCUCCUCCAGUAGUGAUUCCAAAACUUCCAUCACCAAGACAAUAUACAAUUCGUGAUGGUAAGAAGCAUCACUUCCCACAACGAAGAAACAUAUUGAUUGAUUUUCAAGGUAGAAAACAAGUUUUUCCUUUUCUGAAAAUCGAAUUCAUAAUUCAGAUCCAACAUCUGGUGUAAUGCUACGAGCUGGAGAAAUUGUGAAAGCGAUUGGAUUCAAUGGAGAAUGUUUUCUGGUGGAAAAUUCGAGAAGAGCUAGAGCAACAAUUCCUUUAUCUUUUACUGAAAAAUGCGUCGCUUUGAGUCAUAAAUAA